AUGCGAAUUACUCACGAACACAUACAUGUAUCAUCAUACAACAAGGUUCAAAAUAUUCCUUAUUUAAUGAAGAUCGGAGUAUGGUGCGCGAUUUCUCGUUCUCGGAUCAUUGUUCCAAUUUUAUUUGACAAGACUGUGAACACUGACCAAUACUUCUCCAUAUUUGAUGAAUUUGUGAAACAACUGGAUGACUACGAACUUCAAGAAGGUUACUUCCAACAGGACGAGGAAAGUAAGAAGGAUGAUGGUAAAGUUUUACCUCAAAACAGAUCUUAUGUGAAAUCUUCUGAAUAUGGUGUUUUUGAAGCCACUUCAGUUCCCCAAGGAAAAAUAUCUUUACGUCAAGUAAUUGAAUUCCUUAAUAAACAUCAGACUGAUCCAAAUUUAUGGAAUGCCAAGUUAAUUGCUAAAGAAUAUAAAUUAGAUUUAACUAUGACUGAGCAAAUAUUGAAGCAUUUUUCUUUAUAUAGUGUUGCAUUUCCUGACAAGAAGUAUAAACCAAGUAGAUUUUUAUCUUUAAGUAAUUAUCAAAAAUAUUUACCUAAAAAGUCUUCCUCUAAUACUGUUGAAGCAGUUAAAUCAUAAGACUUAAUUAGAUAAUACAUGUUAGCUGCAUUAAAACCUAUUUACUAAACAAUUAAGAAAUUAAUUUUAUUGCAAAUGUGAUACUAUUUAAUUUA
Messenger RNA from Centruroides sculpturatus (bark scorpion), 680 nucleotides. Its product is annotated as protein NDUFAF4 homolog. Gene Ontology annotation, cellular component: mitochondrion. Lineage: Eukaryota; Metazoa; Arthropoda; Arachnida; Scorpiones; Buthidae. Gene Ontology annotation, molecular function: nucleic acid binding. Gene Ontology annotation, biological process: mitochondrial respiratory chain complex I assembly. The record is from RefSeq and is a predicted model, not a curated record. The transcript has 2 exons. The coding region runs from base 1 to 585 and encodes 194 amino acids.